GGCUCUCCCCGGGGCGGUUGCGCUGCGAUCGCUCCCCGCCCUCCGCGUUUCGUCGCCGGGCAACGCUCCGUCCCCGCGUCCCCGGCGGCUCCGCCAUGGCCGGCCCCGAGCAGGAGGUGCCCCGCCGCUUUCAGGAGCUCACCUUCUACCGCGGCUACGGGCAGCCGCCGGCUCACCCCCGGUUCCGGACCACCAACCAGAGCUACGGCAGCAGGGCCCCCACGGUGCACGAGCUGCCGAGCUCCUUCAACAUCCUCUCGCACAAGUUUUCGGAUCAUCUGGGCAAGAUUGGCAUGGUCAGGAACGACGGCCUGAACACGUCCCUGGAGAAGAGCCACUGCACCGGCCCCGACACGUUCAUCACCGCCUACGAGCACCUGGACUUCCACCCCAGCUACAACCCCAGCGGCCCCUCGCACUGCAGGGACCAGCCGCUGUAGCGGGGACACCACAGAGCCACUGCGGCUUUUGGCUGCACUGGGAAAACCACCUACAGCCAGCCUUGAUGCUAAACAAAACCCACUAGAUUACAGAAGAAUGUUAUUAGGAGUAAUAUAUUAAAGAUUUAGUGUGGUUGAUGUCAGUUAGGUUGCUUAGGUGAAGGCUUUUACCUAAUUUAUCAGUAGUGUAUAAAUACUAGAACAACAUAUAUUACAUAUACAUCCCCUUAUCCUCUUUGUCACUAAUGAUCCUUUACACUCUGGGCUCAUGUACCACAUACCAUUAAAAAUUAAGAUUUAAA
Molecule: messenger RNA, 742 nt
Organism: Corvus hawaiiensis (hawaiian crow)
Lineage: Eukaryota; Metazoa; Chordata; Aves; Passeriformes; Corvidae
Gene: PIERCE1
Product: piercer of microtubule wall 1
Exons: 3
Coding region: 96-440 (114 amino acids)
Biological process (GO): axoneme assembly
Cellular component (GO): axonemal microtubule
Source: RefSeq, a predicted model, not a curated record